Messenger RNA from Cyphellophora europaea CBS 101466, 954 nucleotides. RefSeq lists its product as uncharacterized. NCBI's taxonomy places the organism in Eukaryota, Fungi, Ascomycota, Eurotiomycetes, Chaetothyriales, Cyphellophoraceae. The transcript has 2 exons. The record is from RefSeq and is a predicted model, not a curated record. Bases 1 to 954 code for a protein of 317 amino acids. Gene Ontology annotation, molecular function: hydrolase activity.
AUGGCCGCAGCAAAGACGCAGCAGCUGUUUUCCUCCCACAACCUGAAACACAAUGUCACCAAGACCGAGUCUGGUUCCGAAGUGCACAGCUACACCUCCGAUCUAGGUCCAGACACACCCGUCCUGACCCUCAUUCACGGCUACCCUCAAUCCGCCUACGAGUGGCGCUACCUUGUCCCUCUCCUCCAGGAGAAGGUCUCGCUCUUCGUGCCUGAACUUCCGGGCUAUGGCAUCUCGACUAGCCAGUCGGCCAACGAUAAACGUGCUAUCGGCACAACCCUCCUCAACACCCUCGGCGCAGUCUUCGGCAAGAAUCGUAAAGUCAUCUUGGGUGGGCACGACCGCGGCGCUCGUAUCUGCCAUCGCCUCGCCGUCGAUGCCGCCAACUACCCUCUGCAGAUUCUUGGCGUGGUCAUGCUGGACAUCGUGCCCACGCUCGUCCAAUGGCAGGCCUUUUCCAAUCCCCGAACGGUAAGUGGAUACUUCCACUGGCCGAUGCUGGCAAAUGUGGAGAUUGCCACGCAAAUGAUCACUGCAUUCGGCGGCGGGAAAUGGGCGAAGAACGCCAAUGAGCGCAUCGCGGGGCCAUCAGAUAUCGGAAAGGCGCGAGUGGUGGCCGAUGGCGCCCUCGACGUGUAUGCGGAACUUUUCGACAAGGAGGAGACCAUCAGGUACAGCUGCGAGGAUUACCGAGCCGGUGCUCAAGAGGACGUCACAGAGCAACAAGCAGAUCAAAAGGCAGGGCGAAAGAUCAACAUUCCCACGCUUGUCAUGUUCAGCAAGUCGAAACUAGGCUCGACGAUGGACUGUGCGGCCGUGUGGAAGGACUGGAUUGCGGAAGGUGUCGAUUAUCAAGGCAUUGCGGUGGGUGAGGAGAGAGGCCAUUAUCUGCCCGAGGAGGCAUACGAGACAGUGCGGGACGCUAUGGUCAAGUUCAUUGACAAGGUGACUUGA